AUGUCUACACUAACUUCAGAACCCCAAACAGGGGCAGCUUUAGCUACCAGUUCAAGUAGUUUCUAUUACCUUUUGAUACCAGCUUUAGCUUUAUGGUAUGUCUACUGGAAUGUAUCCAGAAAACGUUUCUACCAACUUGCUGAGAAGAUCCCUGGACCUAAAGGCUACCCAUUAAUUGGAAACGCACUUGAAUUAGUUGGAAAAGCCCCUGCUAUUUUUAAAAGUGUCUACAAAAAAUCCUUUGAAUACGGGGAUGUAAUCAAGCUAUGGGUUGGACCAAAACUGUUGGUCUUCCUUAUGGACCCCAGCGAUGCCGAAAUCAUACUUAACAGUCACGUCCACAUCGACAAAUCUCCAGAAUACCGUUUCUUCAAACCUUGGUUGGGCAACGGUCUUUUGAUCUCCACUGGCGAAAAAUGGAGGGCGCACAGAAAACUCAUUGCCCCAACUUUCCAUUUGAACGUACUCAAAUCUUUCAUUGAUCUAUUCAAUGCUAACAGCAGGGACACCGUACAGAAAUUAAAGAAAGAACUUGGAAAGGAAUUCGAUUGCCACGACUACAUGUCCGAAGCUACCGUAGAAAUUUUAUUGGAAACUGCUAUGGGUGUAAGCAAAAAGACCCAGGACCAAAGUGGAUUUGACUACGCCAUGGCUGUGAUGAAGAUGUGCGAUAUCAUUCAUUUGCGCCACACCAAAUUCUGGCUUAGACCCGAUAUGAUUUUCAAUUUUACCAAAUACGGAAAUGUACAAGAAAAACUUAUAAACACCAUCCACAGUCUGACCAGAAAGGUUAUCAAGAGGAAGAAGGCUGAUUUCAUGCAAGGAAUCAGAGGAUCCACAGCUGAAGUACCUGAAGAAUUAAAAUCAAAGAACCAAGAGAAACAAGAUGCUAAGAACAAGACGGUUGUUGAAGGUUUAUCUUACGGACAAUCUGCUGGACUUAAGGACGAUUUGGAUGUUGAUGAUAACGAUAUUGGAGAGAAGAAAAGGAUGGCUUUCUUGGACUUGAUGAUCGAAGCCUCCCAAAACGGAGUAGUGAUCAAUGACGAAGAAAUCAAGGAACAAGUCGAUACCAUUAUGUUCGAAGGUCACGAUACCACCGCUGCCGGUAGCAGUUUCUUCCUCUCCAUGAUGGGUAUCCAUCCACACAUCCAACAGAAGGUCGUGCAAGAAUUGCACGAAAUCUUUGGUGAUUCCGACAGACCAGCAACCUUCGCCGACACCUUGGAAAUGAAAUAUUUGGAAAGAUGUUUGAUGGAGACUUUGAGAAUGUACCCACCAGUACCCAUUAUUGCCAGACAAAUCAACCAGGACAUUAAAUUGGCUUCCUCCAACCUGACCGUACCCGCUGGUGCUACUGUGGUAAUCGGUACCUUCAAGAUCCACCGUCAAGAAAAGAUCUACCCCAACCCCGAAAAAUUCGACCCUGACAACUUCUUACCAGAAAAAUCCGCAAACAGGCAUUACUAUGCAUUUAUUCCAUUCAGCGCAGGGCCAAGGAGUUGCGUAGGUCGCAAAUACGCCAUGCUUAAAUUGAAAAUCCUUCUGUCCACCAUUCUGAGAAACUACGUUGUAAAGUCCGACUUAAAGGAAAAGGACUUCCAACUGCAAGGUGAUAUUAUCUUAAAGAGGGCUGAAGGAUUCAAAAUCAAACUGGAACCCAGGAAAACUCUUAAGGCCUAA
Messenger RNA from Brassicogethes aeneus, 1683 nucleotides. The record is from the annotation of a GenBank genome assembly. NCBI's taxonomy places the organism in Eukaryota, Metazoa, Arthropoda, Insecta, Coleoptera, Nitidulidae.